AUGCUCAGUGUUGGAAACUCUCUGUUGAUGCCCAACCAUGUAAGCUGUUUUGUCCCUCUCUUCCUACACAGGGAGUCACGACGGAAAACUCCUGUGGCUGUUUCCUUGAAAGAAGAUGAGCGUCUCUUCGGGGAUAGCGCUCUAGGAAUGUCCAUAAGGACCCCCAAAGUGGCGUUCAGAUACUUUCAGGAUCUGCUGGGCAAGCACAUGGAUAACCCGCAAGUAGCGCUGUACCAGUCCCGCUUCCCAGAGCAUGAACUGGUGAAGGAUGAGCGGAGACAGACUGUUGUCUUCAAGCUAUCCCAAACAAUGCAGUAUUCUCCAGAGGAGAUGCUGGGAAUGGUCUUGAACUAUUCACGUGGUCUGGCUGAAGAGUUUGCAGAGCAGCCCAUCAAGGACGCAGUGAUCACUGUUCCUGCCUACUUCAACCAGGCAGAGAGGAGGGCGGUUCUGCACGCUGCUCGCAUGGCUGACUUGAAAGUUCUGCAGCUGAUCAACGACAACACUGCUGUGGCGCUCAACUACGGCGUUUUCAGGAGGAAAGACAUCAAUGCCACUGCGCAGACCAUCAUGUUUUAUGACAUGGGAGCAGGAAGCACCACUUGUUCUAUUGUAACUUAUCAGACAGUGAAAACUAAGGACUCGGGAACCCAACCACAAUUGCAAAUCCUCGGUAUUGGGUUUGAUCGGACUCUUGGAGGCCUAGAGAUGGAGCUUCGGCUCCGGGAUUAUUUGGCAAAACUCUUCAAUGAUCAGCAUCCUUCCAAAGACGUCCGAAAGAAUCCCCGGGCCAUGGCCAAGCUACUGAAGGAGGCCAACCGCCUGAAGACUGUCCUGAGCGCAAACGUGGACCACAUGGCCCAGAUUGAGGGACUGCUGGAUGACAUUGACUUCAAGGCCAAGGUUUCAAGACAAGACUUUGAGGAUUUGUGCUCUGACUUGUUCCAGCGAGUCCCAGGACCUGUGCAGCAAGCCUUGAGCAGCGCAGAGAUGGACCUGGGUGGAAUUGACCAGGUGAUUCUAGUUGGCGGUGCCACACGGGUCCCCAAAGUGCAGGAGGUUUUGCUGAAAGCUGUGGGCAAAGAAGAGCUGGGCAAGAACAUCAAUGCGGAUGAGGCUGCUGCCAUGGGGGCAGUCUACCAGGCAGCUGCUUUAAGCAAAGCCUUUAAGGUGAAGCCUUUCGUUGUUCGGGAUGCGGCUGUCUUCCCUAUCCAGGUGGAGUUCACUCGUGAGGUCGAGGAGGAGGAUAAAUCCAAGAGCCUGAAGCACAACAAGAGGAUUCUGUUCCAGCGCAUGGCACCCUAUCCCCAGCGCAAAGUGAUCACCUUCAACCGCUACACGGACGACUUCGAGUUCUACGUCAACUACGGGGACCUGUCCUUCCUGAACCAGGAGGACAUGCGGAUCUUUGGAUCUCUCAAUCUGACUACUGUACGGCUCAAGGGAGUUGGGGACGGCUUCAAGAAGCACUCGGAUUAUGAGUCCAAAGGCAUCAAAGCUCACUUCAACAUGGAUGAGAGUGGAGUACUGAGUCUUGACCGGGUGGAAUCUGUGUUUGAGACAGUGGUGGAAGACAAACUGGAAGAGGAAUCAACACUGACAAAGCUUGGAAACACCAUCUCAAGCCUGUUUGGUGGGGGCGGCCCUACGCCAGAGGCUGGAGAGAACCUGACAGAACCGGUGCAGGAGGAAGAAGAGAGCCCAGCAGAAAGCCCUAAAGAGGAGCAGGGGGAGCAACAGGAGCAGAAGAGCCGUGCAGAAGAUGCUGGUGCGGAGCAGGGAGAGGAGAGACAACAGUCACCACCUCCAAGUGAAGGCAAACCAGAGGCUGCUCCUCCCAAAGCAGAGUCGGGGACAAAGGAAGAGGGAGAGAAAUCGGAGGCUCAGGAUCCCAAAGAGAGCAGAGAGACUGUGAAAGAGGAGGAACCAUCCAAAAGUUCCGGUGACCAGAACACAGCAACCAAAAUGGAGGAAGAAAAGAAGAUCAAAGCCCCCAAGAAGCAGAAGCUCGUGCAUGAGAUCACCAUGGAACUGGAUGUAAACGAUGUGCUUGAUCUGCUGGAGGAUGAACUCCAGAGCUCUGUGAAAAAACUCCAAGAUUUGACCGUCAGGGAUCUGGAGAAACAGGAGAGGGAAAAAUCGGCCAACAGCUUGGAGUCAUUCAUCUUUGAGACACAGGAUAAGCUUUACCAAGAGGAGUAUCAGCUGGUCUCGACAGAGGAGCAGAGGGAAGAAAUCUCCCGAAAGCUGAGCGAAGCCUCCAACUGGAUGGAGGAGGAGGGUUAUGCAGCUGCCACUAAGGAGCUGAAAGACAAGCUUUCAGAGCUGAAAAAGCUUUGCAGGAACCUCUUUUUCCGUGUGGAGGAAAGGAGAAAGUGGCCAGAACGCCUGGCUGCUCUGGACGGUCUGCUCAACCACUCAAGCAUCUUCCUCAAGGGAGCCCGAAUGAUUCCAGAGUCUGACCAGAUAUUCACAGAAGUGGAACUGAGUACACUAGAAAAAACGAUCAAUGAAACGACGCUGUGGAAAAAUGAGACGCUGGCUGAACAGAACAAGCUCUCUCCUGCUGAGAAACCUGUCCUGCUGUCCAAGGAUAUAGAGCUCAAGAUUGCGGCCCUGGACAGGGAAGUGCAGUACCUUCUGAAUAAGGCCAAGUUUGCCAAACCCAAGCCCAGAAAGGAGAAGAACACCACAAAAGCUGAUUCGGGCAAGAAUGCUACAGCAUCAGAGAGCGAGGACACUAUCCCUCCCACGGAGGGGCGACACGAAGAUAAACCUGAGGAUAUCGGUCCAGCCAAGGAACCUCCUACAGCUGAGGAAGUAAGUGAGGAGCCUGCAUCAGACCCAGGGCCCCAAAAGGAGAAGAAAGCAGAAGCUGGAGGAGAAGGCAGGAAAAACGAUGAGUUAUAACACCCCUGAAAUCCCGUCAGUGUCAACAUCUAUUUAUUUGAGGGUUACUUUCUUGUUUUUUAUAAUGGACCUGGCUAGUUACGAUGUAAAAGGCACACAACAAACAGUCUGACAACAACCUGCAAUAGAGAUGUACAUUUUUUUUCUUUUCCCCUGGGGAUGUUGCCGCUACUAACUUAGUGAAUGGUUUUUUAUUUCUCUGUUCUUAUGUGUUUAAAGGUGACCGUGUGCUCACCAACAAUUGUCUCUGUUUCAAUACAGUCUUACUGAAGUCACCAAAGUGACUUUUCUUUAGAGGAAAACAGUGAAAGAAAUGCUGUAAGCUUUAGGAGGGAACUUCAAACAUAGACUCUGUGCCACAGCUCGUCUGGUGGAAGGUCGAGGGAAAUACUCCUGGAAUGUGUUGCUAAGCUGGUGUUGUCUUUCUGUGUGAGGCCCUGGCCUAAAGAAACAGUGCGGUUUCAGCGGGUGCAAAGUGCAUGCACGUUGACUUCAGGGAGGCUGGUGCUCUGCAGUGAAAAAAGGCAUGUAUCUGUUUUCCAUAAGGUGUCGUUACAGUCAUCUCUCUCUGUGCUCUGUAGCAGAGUCUCAAAAGGGUGAAUUGAAAUUUAACCAAGUGAUUCAGUUUAUUGUUCAUUGUAACCUAAAAGCUCAAAAAGUGCAAAGUUGAAUGUUAAGGAGGAUGGAAGAAGCAGCAUCUCGGUGCGUUUUUUCUCUAGUUGGAACAGCCACCACUACUGGACCACAGAGGCAGCACUGGCUUAGAUUAAAAACAAAGGAAAAGUGGCGUGCUGACUACAACUCUCCCCGCUGCAGCCUCUCACGUACUCAGACUGGCUUCCUUGUACAACGUCGUGUCCCUGCUGCGGUCUCUCAGUUCCUUGGGACUGUUCAUGCUGCUAAAGUGCACAAGCGGAGUCGCGACGGACUGUCACGGUCGCUU
This is a messenger RNA of Nothoprocta perdicaria, 3853 nucleotides long. It is a transcript of the gene HYOU1, whose product is annotated as hypoxia up-regulated 1. NCBI's taxonomy places the organism in Eukaryota, Metazoa, Chordata, Aves, Tinamiformes, Tinamidae. Gene Ontology annotation, molecular function: ATP-dependent protein folding chaperone; ATP binding. Gene Ontology annotation, biological process: cellular response to hypoxia; endoplasmic reticulum unfolded protein response; negative regulation of hypoxia-induced intrinsic apoptotic signaling pathway. The transcript has 22 exons. The coding region runs from base 1 to 2910 and encodes 969 amino acids. Gene Ontology annotation, cellular component: endoplasmic reticulum chaperone complex. The record is from RefSeq and is a predicted model, not a curated record.